CGCCCGCGACCCGAGAAAAUCGUUCCCGCGGCCAAAAUCCAACACCGCGCUCCCAACCCCGUGACCUCGGCGCAAAGUCCUUUUCGGGCAGGCCUUGAGCGCCGCGAAGGCAGCGCGCGCGUCGACUGCCCGUGCCCUGCGCUAAGCUCGCGGAAAUUUCAGAAAACAUUCAACGAGGUCCAGAGCACGUGCUUCCAGCAAGAAUCAGAGCCCAGAACACACGCCAAACGCACCCUUUCGCGGAGGGAGGCAAUCUUCAGCAUGCCGUCUUUGACUCUACUCGAGUGCGACGGCAGCGCAGCGUCCGCUGCGCCACACGAGCUAGUGCAGCACGUGUUCGGCUCGCGGGUGACAGCGGAUGGGGGCGAAGAUUGGGAGGAGGAGAGUGGAAGAUUGGGGGAAGGGUAGAAUUGAUUCGGGCGCGUUCCUUUGCGCUGGAGAGCGUAUUCAGCCGACAAGCGCGGUGAAUCGAGGCCAAGAUGACGUUGCGGAAAAUUUUGAGUCGAAGGCGGAGCGGGCCGCGGAGGAUUACCG
Schizophyllum commune H4-8 is the source of this 534-nucleotide messenger RNA. RefSeq lists its product as uncharacterized. The transcript has a single exon. Lineage: Eukaryota; Fungi; Basidiomycota; Agaricomycetes; Agaricales; Schizophyllaceae. The annotation marks the transcript as partial. The record is from RefSeq and is a predicted model, not a curated record.